AUGAAGCUCAGGCAGAAUGAAGGUUUUGUCUCUGUGGUGGUUCAGUGCCAUCUGAUGUCUGAGCAGGUGACCGGCUCCCGGGUGGGGGAGAAGAGUGUUCUCCAGGCUGUCCUGCCAGAUACAGAAACCACCCAAAGUUCUCAGUACGGUUUUGAAUCGCUACCCCAGAAGAUUUGUCUCAUCUGUGGUGAUGAGGCUUCUGGUUGCCACUAUGGAGUACUUACCUGUGGAAGUUGUAAAGUCUUCUUUAAAAGGGCAAUGGAAGGGCAGCACAACUAUUUAUGUGCUGGAAGAAAUGACUGCAUAGUUGAUAAAAUUCGUAGGAAGAACUGUCCAGCAUGUCGCUUGAGGAAGUGCUGUCAAGCUGGGAUGGUUCUGGGAGGUCGAAAAUUUAAAAAGUUUAACAAAAUGAAGGUUGUGAGAACAUUAGAUGUUGCACUCCAGCAGCCAGCAACCCUUCAAGAUGAAAGCCAGUCUCUAGCCCAAAGGCUGUCCUUUUCUCCAAAUCAAGAAAUACAGUUUGUUCCCCCAAUGAUAAGUGUUCUACGAGGCAUUGAGCCAGAAGUUGUCUAUGCUGGUUAUGACAAUACAAAACCUGAAACACCAAGUUCCUUGCUGACCAGUUUAAAUCAUCUUUGUGAGAGGCAACUCCUUUGUGUAGUCAAGUGGUCUAAAUUGCUACCAGGAUUUCGGAAUUUACAUAUUGAUGAUCAGAUAACUCUCAUCCAGUACUCGUGGAUGAGUCUAAUGGUUUUUGCAAUGGGAUGGAGAUCAUACAAACAUGUCAGUGGUCAGAUGUUAUAUUUUGCACCAGAUCUGAUUCUAAAUGAACAGAGGAUGAAAGAAUCUUCGUUCUAUUCCCUGUGUCUAUCCAUGUGGCAACUCCCACAGGAGUUUGUCAGACUUCAAGUUAGCCAAGAAGAGUUCCUGUGUAUGAAAGCACUGUUACUUCUCAACACAAUUCCUUUGGAAGGUCUAAGAAGCCAAAGCCAAUUUGAUGAGAUGAGAACGAGUUACAUUAGAGAACUGGUGAAGGCGAUUGGUUUGCGCCAGAAGGGCGUUGUGGCCAACUCGCAACGUUUCUAUCAACUUACAAAACUCAUGGAUUCCAUGCAUGAUCUAGUGAAACAGCUCCAUCUCUUCUGUCUGAACACAUUUCUCCAGUCCCGUGCACUGAGUGUUGAAUUCCCCGAGAUGAUGUCAGAGGUGAUUGCUGCCCAGCUACCCAAGAUUCUGGCAGGGAUGGUGAAACCUCUUCUCUUUCACAAAAAGUGAAAAUGUUGUUUCUCUUAUCAUAGAGAUGAUUUCUGGGUCAUUUUUGUUUAUUUUGGUCAAGAUUUUGCAAUGUCAGGACUUCAGUAUAUUUGUCAUACUCUGCCUUCUGCUUUAUACUUGUAACAUACAGAAGCCAUUGAUGCUUGAUGUACAUAUUGUGGGUUCUGAUUCCUUAACUGCAAAAAUCACAAGUCAUAAGAGAUGUUUUGUAAACUUGGCUAGAUUGCUUUUUAGAUAUGCAUAAGAAUGACAAUUACUAGAGUUUUCAGGUUUCUAAGAACAGUUAUCUUAUACACCUUUCUUACAUAUUACACAUUCUCAAAUUUCUGAUAUGACAGGUUGUAAACUUCUUCCUUCAGCACGUUGUGCCCAUGGGUACAUGGAAGCAUGUGCAUUAUACAAGGUUUCUGAGGAAUUAAAAUAUUGCCCACAUUUUCUCUUGGAUAUUUCACUUUUUAUUAACUCAUCUGUGUCACCGAAAUAUCCUUUCAAACUCAGCAUCCAAAAUGAAGUAGAUGUUGCUGCAAAACCUUCAUGAGUAACUGAAGUUCUAGCCACAAAAUGUACAUUCAUAUUCUUGUCUGUACUCAUAGUUCCAGGGUACUGCUUCCUGCAGCAUUCUGGGCAGCCCUCCUGCAAAAAUGAGAAAGCUUAGGGAAAUUUCAUUGUAUAUUACUCCAGAAGUAAUGUGCAUGCAAAGCCACUCAGCUUUGUUUUUUGUUAUUUUUUGUGAAAGUUUGGCAGUUUUUAAAGCUAAAUCACUUAGCUGUCUUAAAUUCAGCAACUUGAAAGUUCUGUGUUUCAGAAGCUUUAAAUAGAGAUGUUUUCACUGACUACAACUUUUAAUAAUCUUAAUGUUUUGAAUUCCAGUGCUGAAUACUCAUCAACCAUUAACAUAAAAUUAUAGUGUGAUUAAAUGCAAAAAUAAAUGGAAAAUAUGACCACAAACAUUUUUAUACACAUCAGACUCAUUUCAGUACUACUUAGUGGAGCUACAUAUUUUAUAUUUUUAAGACAUGCCAUUAUAAUUGGGGUAACUGUAAAAUGGGAAUUGGACUAAAUUAGCUUUAUAAAUUCAAGAAGACUG
Molecule: messenger RNA, 2362 nt
Organism: Chaetura pelagica (chimney swift)
Lineage: Eukaryota; Metazoa; Chordata; Aves; Apodiformes; Apodidae
Gene: PGR
Product: progesterone receptor
Exons: 8
Coding region: 1-1275 (424 amino acids)
Biological process (GO): regulation of DNA-templated transcription
Molecular function (GO): DNA-binding transcription factor activity; zinc ion binding; sequence-specific DNA binding
Source: RefSeq, a predicted model, not a curated record